ACUAAGCUUAAACUAACUGAUCUCUUUGCUCUCAUUUUAGAUAUGUUGUAAGAGAAUGCUAAACAUGUGAUUUUGUCGAAACUACAGAUUCUUACCUGUUUUUUCGCUGUCUCUAAAGUUAAAACUUUCAUCGUAUGCCUUCCAAGAACUGUUUUUUUUUCUUGGAAUUUAUGAAGAUGUCAUCAAUGUUCAUUUUUAGCCUUCUGUUAUCUCUUUCUACUCUCCACAUUAUCAUUUCCCCUUCGUGUUCGACCAAAACCGUUGUCCCGAAAACUCGUAAGCUCUCGCUUAGGCUCAUACACCGCGAUGCAGUAUCGCUUACAUCACCCCGGCGCAGCGCAAAACCGAAACUUCCAGACAUGUCCGAGGACGACGUAAGGGCCCCGAUUUUUCCAAUGGAGGAUGGUAGCAUUUUCUUGGUGAAUGUUUCGAUAGGCAAUCCUCCGAUCCCGCAGCUCAUGGCGAUGGACACCGGAAGUCGACUGACGUGGAUUCGUUGUCGAACCUGUGAUGGAUGUAAGAACGUGUUCGAUCCUAAAAAAUCAUCAACUUACUCUGCAUUGCCGAGAGAUUCGCCGCAGUGCCUUCACUACAAAUACGGCCCCCAGAAUCAGCAGCUCUGCACGUUCGGUUUCACCUAUCAGGACUUGUCGAGCAGCGUAGGCAUCGUCGGGCUCGAGAAAUUCACGUUUCUUACAUCCUCUGGAGGCACGAUGGAGCUGCCCGACUUGGUCUUCGGCUGCGCGCAGAGAACGAGUGGGACUGUGGUGUCCGUCGACGGCAUUCUCGCGCUCGAAGUACCCGACAAGUACUGCCUGACGGCUCGGACGGGUUACAGGUUCUCGUACUGCAUCGGUAAUAUUAACGAUCUGGGUUACAUGUACAACCAGCUGAUAUUAGGCGACGGGGCUGUCCUCGAAGGCGAUUCGACGCCCAUGCAGAUUAAGGACAGCCAUUACGUCGUGACGCUCGAGGGAAUAAGCGUGGGGGAGACGCGGCUGGCGAUCGAUCCGCGGGAGUUUCUCAGCAACGUCGUGGUUGAUUCCGGGACUACAUACACCGAGCUCCGGAGGAGCGCGUAUCGAUCGCUCGUUGCGGAGGUGGAGGAACUGAUGGACGGGGUGGUGGCGCGAACGCUAGUUAGGAAUGCCGAGACCCAGCUUUGCUAUCGAGGGGAUAUCGAACGCGACCUCAAGGGGUUCCCGAUCGUGACGCUGCAUUUAGCGGAGGGGACCGAUAUCGAAUUAGAUGUCGAUGCGAUGUUUCAAAAGACGAAAGAUGGAUUGGCCUUCUGUAUGGCUGUGGUUGAGGCUAAUGAGAACAUUAUAGGUGUUAAGGCACAGCAGUAUUACAACGUUGGAUUCGAUUUGGAUGCAAUGAGGAUCAGUUUCCAGAGGAUUGAUUGCCAGCUUCUUGAAGAAUGAAUGAUUGG
Andrographis paniculata is the source of this 1432-nucleotide messenger RNA. Its product is annotated as aspartyl protease UND. Gene Ontology annotation, cellular component: extracellular region. The transcript has a single exon. The record is from RefSeq and is a predicted model, not a curated record. Bases 135 to 1424 code for a protein of 429 amino acids. Lineage: Eukaryota; Viridiplantae; Streptophyta; Magnoliopsida; Lamiales; Acanthaceae.